Molecule: messenger RNA, 1534 nt
Organism: Clupea harengus (Atlantic herring)
Lineage: Eukaryota; Metazoa; Chordata; Actinopteri; Clupeiformes; Clupeidae
Gene: tmx3a
Product: thioredoxin related transmembrane protein 3a
Cellular component (GO): endoplasmic reticulum; cell surface
Source: RefSeq, a predicted model, not a curated record
GGUGUCGACGUCAUAUUCUUGGGAGUCUGGUAUUGAUGGCUUCAUGCGUCCACAUAGCGGCUGUAGGAAUCUUAUAUCUCUCCAUUGUACGCUAUCAUAACGAGGAUGGCUACUCUACGGUUCACCUGUGCAGUGAUCUUUUUAGCCAUAACGUCGGUGUCAGCAUACGUGGAAAUGCUUGAUGAUAGGUUUAAGGAGACUAGAAAAAAAGAACUGUGGCUGGUGGAGUUCUACGCUCCUUGGUGUGAAUUCUGUAAGACCUUUGCGCCAGUGUGGUACGAAGUAGGAGCAGAACUGAGGAGUAUGGGUUCUGAUGUGAACGUGGGCAUGAUUGACUGCACUGCACACACUAGUGUUUCCUCUGAAUUGAGAAUCACUGGGUAUCCUACAAUUAAACUGUUUAAGGGUGAGAAAGUCUUUAGUUACAAUGGACCCAGAAGGAAGAAUGAGAUUGUUGAAUUUGCCAACAGAGUAUCAGGACCUGUUGUCCGGGCACUUCAAAAUCAGAAGAUGUUUCAACAUGUCAUGAGCCAAAAUGAUAUUCUCUUUGUGUACAUCGGAGGGGCAUCACCUCUUAAGGAAAAGUAUGUGAAAAUGGCCUCUGAGCUCAUUGUUUACCUCUCCUUCUACUCCGCCUUUGAGAAUGUUUUACCUAAGGCAAUGACACUUCAAGUGGUUCCGUCAAUUGUCGUAUUCAAAGAAGGAACUUUCUUCACAUAUGAUGAAAGCCAGCAUGGUGACCUCACCACAUGGGUGAACAGGGAGCGUUUCCCUAGUUACAUCAAGCUUGACUCCUACACACUAUAUGCAAUGGGAGAUUCAGGGAAACUUGUGGCGAUGGCUGUUGAAGACGAGAAUAAUCCCUCUGAGGAUAGCAUUCGUUUGAAGGCCCUAAUUGAGACAGCAGCAACGGAAUACAAAGAUCAAUUCAGCAGUGCCUACCAGUUUGGCCACAUGGAAGAAAACAGCUACAUAAAUGGCUUAGUUAUGAGUGAAGUGAAGGCACCCUGCAUCCUGGUGCUAAACCUGUCCAAUGAUGGAUACUAUAUGCCCAAGAAACCAGUGCAGAGCAUACAGGAUUUGGUUUUAUUCCUAAAUGGUAUCCAGGAAGGGAAGGUUGAGCAACGUGGAGGAAAUGGAAUCGUGCAGCGCCUCAAAAGAACAGCUCUCGAGGCGAAGACCAAGUUUGAAGCUGCACCACUCUACUCAUGCUUAAUUAUUGGACUGCCUACGGGAGUCAUUGGCAUGAUAAUAUAUGCCACAUGCACCGUUGUGCCAGUGGACAGUGAUGAAGACGAGGAUUCACAGCAGAAAGGGAAGAGGGCCAUAGCACCCGGAGAAAAGAAGAAGAAGAAUUCUACUUCUAAGAAGGAGGAUUAGCUCACAUCACUGGCCCCUCUUAAGAGAACGUGUGGAUGGAAUGACAAAAUGCAAUGAUAUGCAUAUGCAGAAAAUCUGCCUAAUCUAAGAUCUGAAAAACUGUUUGAUUGUUUUAUGGAAUUAAAAUUCUUUCAUUCUUUGUUUACUCCCAAAA